Molecule: messenger RNA, 474 nt
Organism: Prunus armeniaca (apricot)
Lineage: Eukaryota; Viridiplantae; Streptophyta; Magnoliopsida; Rosales; Rosaceae
Source: the annotation of a GenBank genome assembly
AUGGCGAGCAAUCUCGCAAACAGAGCAGUAACGGAUCGAACCAUAAAACUAUGGAGACUCACAUCGAGCUUCCUCAGAAGCUUCAGCACUGCUUCCGAAAACCCUACUGCUGCUUCUGCUGCUUCUCCUUCUUCUUCGGCUUCGAAGAAACCCAAGCGCAAGAAGAAGAAGAACCUGUUUGAGGUGGCUCAGUUUUUGCCCAACUGGGGAUUAGGGUACCAAAUGGCUAAGACUCACUGGGUCGGCGUCUCUUACCAGAUCACCAAAAUCAAUCUUUACAAGGACGGUAGGCAUGGCAAAGCAUGGGGCAUCGUUCAUAAGGAAGGCUUGCCAGCUGCAGAUGCUCCCAAGAAAAUAAGUGGAGUCCACAAGCGUGGUUGGAGGUACAUUCCAAACUCAAAGUCGCCUGAAAGUGUUCCAAGUGUGACUAAACCUACAGAAAGUGCUCCAGCAGCUGAAGUUCAAGCAGCUUGA